UGUGGAUGGGCUUUGCGUAUUUGUUCUCAAAGCCCCAAGAAGUUUCACCCGUGUAUAACGAGAGGCGUUUUGGUUGGAGCGUCACACAGGUUGUAUUCAGUUUCACCAUCAAAACAUGUGACUCAGUUAUCUCCCACCAAGAGACCCCCUAAAGCACCACGGACAAAACAGCCAUCCAGAGCUAACCAGCCAGUAUCGGAAUCGCUGGACCAGAUGCAGUGCACGGCCUUUGCCACAGCUGAUGAAUAUCAUCUCGGUACUUUAUGCCAUGACCUGACAUCACACGGAUACUUUGAACUCCCGGUUUUACCAAGAGAUGCAUCCAAUGUACUGCUGGUUGGAGUGGAAAAUUUUGCCAAAGAAAAUGAUACAGGAAAUAUAUUUUUCUUCAGGGAAGGUGCAGUAAUAUUCUGGAAUGUGGAAGAAAAAACAAUGAAACAUGUGAUGCAGAUUUUGGAACGCCAUGAAAUACAACCCUACGAGGUGGCACUGGUUCAUUGGGAGAACGAAGAGAUUAAUUAUAGAUUUGGAGAAGGGCACACAAAGCUUGUGAACGGUGAAUUUCUUCUGAGUUGCCAGCUGGACCCUGAUGAAGCCGUUUUGGAGAAAUUUGCCUUUUCUAAUGCACUUUGCCUGUCUGUGAAGCUUGCCAUUUGGGAGGCAACUCUUGAUACAUUUGUCGAGUCAAUUCAAUCCAUUCCAGAGAUGUUAAAAGACAGAAAGAAGAUAAAGCUCUCGCAUGACGACGUGAUGCAGAAGAUUGGAGAACUGUUUGCUUUAAGGCAUCGGAUAAACCUGAGCUCGGACCUUCUCAUCACUCCUGAUUUCUACUGGGACAGGGAGAACCUGGAACAUCUCUAUGAUAAAACCUGCCAGUUCCUCAGCAUCAACCGUAGGGUCAAGGUGAUCAAUGAAAAGCUGCAGCAUUGUACAGAACUGACGGAUUUGAUGCGCAAUCACCUGAGCGAGAAACGUGGACUGCGGUUGGAAUGGAUGAUUGUAAUACUCAUUACCAUUGAGGUCAUGUUUGAGCUUGCAAGAGUCAUCUUUUGAAUCACAGGUUCUAAUUUUAGAAGACGACUUCCAAAAACGACAGCUUGCUGGAUGUCACUGAAUAUUGGACUUCUCCCCUCUCCCUUUAACAGGAACCAACAUUCUUUAUAAAUGUUUUUAUAUUAAAAUGUGAGAAGCAUCAUGAGAAAGAAAA
Spea bombifrons (plains spadefoot toad) is the source of this 1207-nucleotide messenger RNA. It is a transcript of the gene RMND1, whose product is annotated as required for meiotic nuclear division 1 homolog. The coding region runs from base 214 to 1053 and encodes 279 amino acids. Gene Ontology annotation, biological process: positive regulation of mitochondrial translation. The record is from RefSeq and is a predicted model, not a curated record. The transcript has 11 exons. NCBI's taxonomy places the organism in Eukaryota, Metazoa, Chordata, Amphibia, Anura, Pelobatidae.